Molecule: messenger RNA, 417 nt
Organism: Funneliformis geosporum
Lineage: Eukaryota; Fungi; Glomeromycota; Glomeromycetes; Glomerales; Glomeraceae
Source: the annotation of a GenBank genome assembly
AUGGAUUUAGCUAUAAAAAUCUCACAAGGUCUCAGAGAAAAGAUCAAACCUAGUACACCUGAAGAAUAUGUAAAUAUUUUUACUGAGUGCUGGGAUAAUGAGCCGGAUAAUCGUCCAACUAUGAAACAAGUAGUUGAUAAAUUAAGUGUAAUCAUUACGAAAACCAACAUGAUGACAGAAAAUGUUCAAGUGAAUUCCGAACCAAAUAAUAUUGAAGAAAGGGUAUUUCAAACUAACAGGGGGUUUGCCUUGGGACAAUUACAAGUUGGUUAUUUCUAUCAUAAUGGAAUGGGUAUUGAAAAAGAUUUAAAAAUGGCUAUUUAUUGGUUUAUAAAGGCUGCGAAUAAUGGUAAUAUGAUUGCCAUAAACAACCUUGGCCUUUGUUAUCAUAUCAAUAUGGAGCAGGUAUUGAAUUGA